This is a messenger RNA of Carassius gibelio (silver crucian carp), 2808 nucleotides long. RefSeq names its product beta-1,3-galactosyltransferase 2-like. Gene Ontology annotation, cellular component: membrane. Gene Ontology annotation, molecular function: N-acetyl-beta-D-glucosaminide beta-(1,3)-galactosyltransferase activity. The coding region runs from base 92 to 1216 and encodes 374 amino acids. NCBI's taxonomy places the organism in Eukaryota, Metazoa, Chordata, Actinopteri, Cypriniformes, Cyprinidae. The record is from RefSeq and is a predicted model, not a curated record. The transcript is spliced from 2 exons.
ACACUUAUUCUUCUCAGCUCCACCCUUAUGAGAGACAGGUAUUUCAGGAAAAAAUAAGUAAAGCAUUUGGGCCAUUCCCGAAUUCACCAGAAUGGCUGCUAAAAACAUUUGUCACAGUUUGGCCAAGGGUCCAUAUAUGCAUCACAUAAAAAAGACAUUUAUUCUGCUGCUCACAUUAGCAUUUUUAUUGUCUGCUGUUGUUUACGUCUCUGAUUUCUCUUUUGAGACAACUACGUUCACUCAAACCUGGUUGACUAAAGUCAUGAAUUGGACUCAUUAUAAGGUAAUUAACAGCACUUUGGUUGGUCAUACUGAAAAGGAUUUAUUAUUUUCACUUUUGCCAAAUCAACAAAUCCAACGAAGAGCAACUAUUGCACAAACCACAGACAUUCCUAUCUAUCAUCAUGUGGCUCACCCAAGCAACUAUCAUUUUAUUCUGGAUGAACCUGAUAAAUGUAGUCAGUGGGAUCCGUUCCUGGUCUUUAUGGUCCCUGUGGCGCCCCAUCAGGUAGAGGCUCGUAACGCCAUCCGGAGCACAUGGGGGAAUGAGAGCUCAGUGCAGGGAAAAGCAGUGCUGACUCUGUUCUUGGUGGGUUUGACUGGAGGACCUGAAGCUCAACAGAAGCUGGAGGAAGAGAGCCGUCAACACAGAGAUUUAGUGCAGAGCAACUUUGUGGACUCCUACUUCAACCUGACCAUAAAGACAAUGGUGAUCAUGGACUGGUUGGCCACUCGUUGCCCUCAAGCAUCUUAUGCUAUGAAGAUUGAUUCUGAUAUGUACAUAGGCCUGGAGAACCUGAUGAGCCUGCUAUUGGCACCCAACACACCCAGAGAGAACUACAUUACAGGCUAUUUGAUGUGGGACCGGCCUGUCGUCAGGAACAAAAACUCAAAAUGGUACGUGGCAGAGGAACUGUACCCUGAACCGAAAUACCCCACGUACCUGCUGGGAAUGGGAUAUGUUUUCUCCAAUGACCUGUCAGGAAAAAUAGUUGAGGCUUCCAAGAAAGUAAAGGCCUUUAACAUUGAGGACGCAUAUGUGGGCACUUGUCUGAAACAGUUAGGCAUUGCACCCUCAUCUCCUCCAGACCCUUCACAGUUUAGAGCCUAUCUGGGACAAUACAAGCGAGAGGAUUUUCUCAGAGUUAUUACAACAAUCCUGGGAUCCCCGCAGCAGCUAAUAGACAUUUGGAAGGAUCUAAAGAAGCCCACAUAAAAGCACAAACAAACAAAAAGGAGAAACAGAUUUCUGUUUUAAAAGACAGGAAACCUGGUAAGACUAUUUAAGACUUCAGUAAAUGAACAUUUUGAAAUGUCUGACCGCUGAAUCUGGGACCAUGACAUACGCAUGUGGACCUGUUGACACUAUUUUGAUGGAACGAAGGGAUCGUUUGAGGAGCCGCUCAUGCAGUGUCUCGAGACUUGUUUUUAAAGAUAAACUUCUUUUAACAGGAAAUUAACACUCAUGCUUGAGUGGCAAAUGUCAAAUCUCUCGUGAUCUCUCCCUUGCAUUUAUAGCAAUUUUUAAACACUUUCUGAAGACAACAGCCAUCUGGGCAAAAUUGUUGUGAUAACAUUAGCUGGUAAAGAAAGCAAGGGUGCGCAAAACCCACUGAGAUUUGACAAACUGCUCAUGAUGUUCCUCAUUUGUAAGUUGCUUUGGCUAAAACUUUAGAUUUCUAUAAAAAUGCACUGGUCUCAAUUGUAGCCUCUCAUAAUGUAGGCUAUAUUAUGCAAAUUAGGAUAGACCAAGUUAAAAAAGUACGAAUUGGAUGACAUUUACAAAGUACACAGCUGGUAAAAUGAACUCUCACACAGUUCCACAUUUCUGAGCAUUGAAAUAUUACAUAUUUCAUUUAAUGAGUAACUAGUUUUGGGCAGAACUUCCUGCUUGAGUGGGCGGUAGGCCAACUGGGAAGUUCACUACCAGAAAAUAAGCUCUGUGACCAACAAAGGUUUAUGAUUCUUGCACAUUUUAUCACAAUCUACAAAUGAACACAAUCUUUAUGAAUACCGAAGCCUAAAACAGAAUCGCCAACCACCCAGUUUCUAGUUUUAGUAGGCUACUCAUCCUUGCAUCAUAUUGAAAACUAGACUGCAUGGGAUACAUCAACAAUGCGCUGAUCCUUUCCUUAAGACAUUUAGCGCCAACAAAUGGUGACAAUAAACAUUAACACAACAUGCAAUGGGUCUCAUUUAAUCACACACCAGCAUAACGAUUUUUACCGUGUUUUGGUAAGGAUCUACAUAGGAAUUUGUCCUACACACCAAGUUGACAUGAUAUGUAUGAAAAAUGUUGGUAUUUUACAACCUCCAAUGGUUAAAGAGAUUUUCUUUGACAAACCUCAAGUCUUUAGGUAUUCAUGUAUAAAUGCUGCACCCUGCUGGUAACUGUUUGGAAUUAUUUGUUCACAAUCCAAAUACUGUCCAGAUCGCAUGGUCCCAUUGAAACAAUGUUGAGUCAGAGUUGAUGCUUCAACGCCAAUUACAUUGAAUUAACCUUACAAAGUGAUGUUGCUUUAGCAUCACUCUUGCACCCUCAGUUAAUGUUGAAGCAAUACUGAUAUUUUAACCACAAAUCAAUGGUAAUAAUAAUGGUUUAACAUGACAAAGUGAUAUUUUUUCAACACGUCUUUGGCACUGUUGAAAUAAUGUUGAGAUUUCAGCCACAAAUCAACAGUAAUAGCAUCGAUUCAACAUUACAAAGUGAUAUUUUUUUCAACAUCACUUUUGGACCCUAAGUUACUGUUGAAAUAAUGUUGAAAUUAACCAUUAAUUUGUAUAUUAUAUUCUACUGUAUAUUAUCAA